Molecule: messenger RNA, 381 nt
Organism: Psilocybe cubensis
Lineage: Eukaryota; Fungi; Basidiomycota; Agaricomycetes; Agaricales; Agrocybaceae
Exons: 2
Coding region: 1-381 (126 amino acids)
Source: RefSeq, a predicted model, not a curated record
AUGGAGCCUUAUGUAGGAGCUAUUAUCAAGACAGAGCCCAACACUAAAGCUCCUCCUUGCCCCCGUGCUAAUUUCUAUUGUGAGCAUCCAGAGCCCCCCCAAGGAAAUACAAUAUGGAAGAAAAAACCGGUUCCUUACAAUAAUUGGUUUGUUGCUGUCCAUGGAUUUCUUACCGAUGUCAUAAUCAAGGAUGAUGACACAAAUGAGAUUGAAUUCUUCAAGGUUAUUGUUGAUUCAAUUGAAUUUCUUGGAGGUGAACCUUCCAUUGCAAACACGUCAAUUGUGGCAAAUAAACUUGAUGCUGCUUUACCGUCACCACGUUCAAAAGGAUUUGGAAAAAUGAAGGGCAAGGCACCAGCUACACCUUUGAAGCAUGAAUGA